Paramecium sonneborni is the source of this 556-nucleotide messenger RNA. The record is from the annotation of a GenBank genome assembly. Lineage: Eukaryota; Ciliophora; Oligohymenophorea; Peniculida; Parameciidae.
AGAUUGUGAAAAAUAAAAAGAAUUACAUAAAGAUGGAUUUUAUUUUGAAAUGAAAAAAACUCUAAAAAUUUGUAGAUGUCCUAAAUGUAAAAACCUGUGUGAAAAAAUUUCUGGGUGUAAUUUUAUGUAUUGCAGAUGUAAAACUAAUUUUUGCUUCCUAUGCGAUGUGGAACUCAUAGAAGCUGUAAUUUUAAAAAAAUAAUAUUAGUAUCAUUCAUCACAUUUCUAAAAAAAUGAUCCAUAUAACAGUCCAUGUAGAGUAUGGUACAAUGGAACUUGGGUAGAUCCGGAUAAAGUUCCAAAGAUUAUUGCUGAAACAAAGUAAUAAAUUGAGUAAGUUGAUCAAAUUGUAGAGAAAGAAAACAAAAUACCUUGUCCAAAUUGCUAAUCAAAACAGAAAAUGAUUUGCCAACUUUUAUAUUUCGAUAAAAUCAUCUAAUGUUCGAGCGUGAAAUGUCAACAAAAAGCUUUUUGCAUAUCUUGUAAAAAAUAAGUCAAUUUAAACGAUCCCAUGAGCCAUUUCAACGUUUAAUCAAAUUAAUGCAAAUUUAUAUGA